This is a messenger RNA of Clunio marinus, 1627 nucleotides long. The record is from the annotation of a GenBank genome assembly. NCBI's taxonomy places the organism in Eukaryota, Metazoa, Arthropoda, Insecta, Diptera, Chironomidae.
AUGAUUACAAUACCAGAGUUUUAUAGCAAUCGAGAUGUUUUUAUUACCGGUGCUACUGGAUUUGUUGGUAAAGUGUUAAUUGAAAAACUGGUUCGUUCCUGUCCGAAAAUUAAGCGCGUGUUCUUGUUGCUUCGAGAAAAACGUUCAAAGUCUAUCAGCACAAGAUUGGAGGAAAUUAAAAACACGCCUUUAUUUGAAAAGUUAAGGAAAGAAUCUCCGGAAAGUCUCGACAAAAUUAUUGCAGUUGAAGGAGAUGUCGGUGUAUCAGGAUUAGGUCUCUCGAGUGAAUCUCUUGAACUGCUCAAAGAUGUUUCUGUAAUAUUUCAUUCAGCUGCUUCUGUGAGAUUUGAUGAUAUUUUAAAAUCAGCGAUUAUACUUAAUACGAGGGGAACUCACGAAACGAUUAAAUUUGCGUUGACACUUCAACAUGUCGCAGCAUUUGUUCACAUUUCUACGACUUAUUGUUACCCUGAUCAAAGUUUCAUCGGUGAACAGACUUAUCCAGCUCAAGGCGAGUGGAAGCGCGUCGUUCAGAUAGCAGAACAUUUUGAUACGGAAACGUUGGAAACUUUAAUGCCACAUUUGACCAAUUUCAGUCCCAACUCAUACACAUAUACGAAAGCUCUCUCUGAGCAAAUCUGUGAUGACUAUAAAAACCAAAUUCCAAUUACAAUCGUUCGUCCGUCGAUUGUAACGGGCUCUGAAAAAGAGCCGAUUACGGGAUGGUGUGACAAUUUUAAUGGACCUGUUGGUCUGUUAUGUGCCUGUGGGAUUGGAAUCAUGCGAACGAUGUAUGCAUCAAACACGGCCGAGUUGAAUUGCGUUGCUGUCGAUUUGGUUGCUAAAACAUUAAUUGUCGCCGGGUGGAAGUGUGCAAUCGACAAUAAAAAGGACAGCGGCCAGAGACGUUCAUCUAAUGAGAUUCUGAAUGACAAGCAAUUGUCCGUUUACAAUUGUGCAUCCCAACACAAUAUGGAUUUGAACUUGCUUGUAUACGAUGGAGCGUAUUUGAUUAGAAACUAUCCAUUCGAGCGUUUCGUGUGGUUACCCGGGGGUGGCGUGACGCUCUGCAAAGUCAUGAACUCUUUUCGGAUUGUCUGUUUUCAACUUCUGCCGGCCUUGCUUUUGGAUCAGAUUCUACAAUUGUUAGGGAAAAAACCGAUGCUAAUGAGACUCCAAAGGAAAAUUGCACAUGCCUCCGAAGCUCUGCAAAUUUUCAUCUUUUCCGACUGGAAUUUCGGAGUUGAGAAUUUCAAAGGAUUAAAUAAAGUUUUAUUACCCAGUGACGAUAUGGAUUUCAACAUGUCACGCAGCGUGCCCGACAUCUUUGAUUAUUAUGUGCACCAAAUUCAGGGCGCCCGAAGAUAUCUGAUGAAAGAACCCGAUUCUUCAAUUCCUGCUUCAAAACGACGACUGAUGAGAAUCAUGAUUAUUGAUCGAGUUCUCAGAUGUUUGCUAUUCUGUUGGAUUUUCUAUAAGAUCUUCAUGAGAUACAAUUUAUUUGGAUUCAAAGAUUUCAUAUCAGAAUCGUUUAAUGGAACAAGUAUUGCGACAUUUUAACAAUAUUUCGAGGAUUGGAACUUUUUUUUCACUUUGUUGAUGUUUUGUUUGUGCAUGUGUUGUCAAU